Molecule: messenger RNA, 3842 nt
Organism: Suillus clintonianus
Lineage: Eukaryota; Fungi; Basidiomycota; Agaricomycetes; Boletales; Suillaceae
Product: RdRP-domain-containing protein
Exons: 7
Coding region: 39-3671 (1210 amino acids)
Biological process (GO): siRNA processing
Cellular component (GO): nuclear RNA-directed RNA polymerase complex
Molecular function (GO): RNA-directed RNA polymerase activity
Source: RefSeq, a predicted model, not a curated record
AACAAUCAUCGUACCCCCAUUGAUACCAAUCGCACAAUAUGGAGAUAUUCUUGAGAAACAUUGCUUUCGCAGUUACCCCGGAAGACUUGACACUCGAGUUCGCCAAAAUACUUCACAAGCCCCCGUUCCAAUCUGAACCCCUUCUUAAUUUUGAAUUCCAUAUAUUCUACAAGUCAACCCCGAAUGGAAGGAUAGGCAUCCUUGCUCUCCCUACGGUGGAUUCUGGCGAUACUCUCUUGCGUGCUUAUGGUGACGUAGGGGUUGUCGUCAAAGGCCGCCCAAUCCACCUCAGCAAGAGCAAGCAACCGAUCAACAAGGCCCGUAUUCAGAGACUGAAUACUAUUCCAUGGGUCGACCCAGUGAAGCUGCGAGAGGAGAAGGAAAGGCUUCUCCAGCAAUCGAAGCCUUUCCAGCUCCUUCAUUACGCAUUUGGGCGUUUCAACAGGGAUGGUUCCUUUUCUUCGGAAUUCAACCUUCCUGGCGAUGCCGAUGCCUCCUGUGAUCUGGAGCGUCGGCAAAUACGCUUCACUGUCACGCCCGAUGAUGAACUUGAGAAUUUCAUCGCUCAUUAUCAGAGCCCGAUUUCUGUUGCGUCUUACGCGCCCCUGAAAAUCGCAGAAUUGGUGGGUAACCAGGAUGAGGAUACCCACAUUCUUUUUAUUCGUGCCGAUGCGCCCCCGGUGUUCUCCAUCUCCAUGAAUAAUAAUAUCAAUGCAAUCACAAAUUCAAGCCCUCAACGUCUGGGGGGCUUGACGCGUCAGUAUCCCAUGCCUCCCGGGAGCCAUAGUCUGAUGCUGGCGUUCAAUAGCCAGGAAGACGCUGCAACGUUCAUGUAUGCAUGUCGCAAUCGUCUUCAUAUACGGUACUCCCCAGUGCCCCAUGUUCGUAUUCACGACCACACCUCUAAUCGGAACCCUAUCGAGGAACUCCACGAGUUUCUAUCCGAGAUACCAUACAAGCUUGGCUUCCAAGUGGAAAAGACCGUUGCAGAUUUCGUUUUUAGUGCAAAGGAAAUCCUUUCGCUGAAGGAGGCAAUCAUCUCGUUGAAUGCUGAACAUGGCUCUGAUGCGCCAAAUAUAUUCCAGUGCUUUGCAUCCGAGCACGAAGGACACAAUGCGAGUCGUAAACCACGCCGCAGACGCCGGGCGCAGUGGCAUACCAGCCAAGAAGAUUUAACCUCUCUUCUUGGUCAAGUAAUCCACGAGUUUACUAGAGAGCAUCAAAGACCACUUCGUCUUCUAGCUCCUCCACCACAGAGUGGGGUGUACCAGUCAUACCAUCUGAUCCUAACGCCAACACGGUACAUCCUAGAGGGACCUCUCCCAGAUCAGUCCAAUAGCGUGUUGCGCAAAUACGGAAAUCACGAGUGCUUCCUGCGCGUUACUUUCCAGGACGAGAAUCGAUCAAAGCUUCGCCGGGACUUAGAUUCUUCCAUUUCUGACCUUCUGAAGGAGCGGUAUCGCCCCAUUCUGCUCAAUGGCUAUCGCGUUGCUGGACGUCGAUUCCAGUUCUUGGGAUAUUCGAUGAGUGGUCUGCGAGAUCAUUCGGUGUGGUUUAUGACACCGUUCACGGAUGACAGCGGGACACUGCAGGACGCAGCAUCAAUCCGGCGCAACUUGGGUGAUUUCUCCAAACUUGUCAACCAACCCGCUCGCUUGGCUGCAAGAUGGUCUCAAGCCUUUUCUGGCACCGAUCCAUCGAUAACACUUCUUUCCGAAGAAAUCGAUUUUGACUAUCCUGACAUAAUCUCGCCUUCUUCCAACGUUAUGACAGACGGGUGUAGCCCCAUAUCAGCUGGGCUUGCAAAGGACAUAUGGAAGAAUUUACAGAAGGGCAAGAGGCGACCCGCCAAGCUACGCAAUGUUCCAUCCGCUUUCCAAUUUCGUCUCGGUGGUGCCAAAGGCAUGGUCGUCCAAGAUCCCACAAUGGAAGGCAACCUUGUCCGCCUUCGUCCAUCCCAGAUUAAAUUUGAUGCACCGGAGAACCUCACCUUUGAUGUCCAAUCGACCUCGGCGAGACCAAAAGCGAUGUUCCUCAAUCGUCCGCUCAUCGUACUUAUGGAGUUCUUAGGAGUGGAUACCAGUCGAAUCCUUGACCUGCAGGACGAUGCAAUCACCAAAGCUCAAUCCGUCCGAUCGUCAUCCCUCGAUGCGUCGAAAGUUAUCCAGCAACACGGACUGGGAGCAUCUUUCCAUCUAUCGUCUCUCUUCAGAAAUUUGUCGUCUAUUUUGCAGCUGGAUAUUGGAAACACCGGGGAAGAGUCGCCUCAGUCACGAUGGACAAGCGAGCUUAUAGAAAGCUCCCUCCAUUGCGCCGAGACACAGAUCUUGCGGGAGCUGAAGUAUCGCGCCCAUAUAGAAGUGCCGGGUUCGUAUACCUUGCUUGGCGUUUCUGAUGAAUGGGGCUGCCUCAAGAAGGGAGAAGUUUAUGCAACUGUGUUUGAUGAAAGGACGGGAUUGAACAAGCAAAUUUUGGGCGAUGUCGCCAUAACGCGCAGCCCACAGAUUCAUCCAGGCGACCUACAAGUUGUGAAGGCCGUACACUACCCAGAGUUAUCGCACCUGAAGAACGUCGUCGUAUUUUCAUGCGAGGGUCAGCGAGCGCUUGCAUCAUAUCUGGGUGGGGGUGAUCUUGAUGGCGAUGACUUCAACCUAAUCCUUGAUCCGAAACUGCUGCCAGCGCAUUACAGCGAACCCGGGGAGUACCAGGCGUUACCCAUCAAAACGACACCAGCCCCAUGUGACAUCUCCGACGUCGUGGAUUUCGUAUUUGACUACAUCGAAGCGGACCUCGUCGGUCUCAUCGCCAUACAGCAUCUCAGGUUUUCUGACCUAGAAGAUCCAGGGUGCGCGGAGUGUAUGGAACUCGCGAAAUUGGCAUCAAAUGCAGUCGAUUUCCCGAAGAACGGCACACCUAUCAACUUUACCCAACUUCCAAGGUUCAAGUCAAAGAAUCAGCCCAGGCCUGAUUUUCUUGCGAAAGAAGGCGCCGAUCUCAACAGCGACCAGUACUAUAACAGCAAGAAGCUGCUCGGUCAACUCUACCGCCGGGUACCAGUGAAGAAGUGGAUUCCUCAGGAAUGGAAUGAGGACUAUUCUCCAUCUGACGGAGCCACUGUAGAGGACGCGCUCUCUCGCGUGGGCCUCCGUAAUAUUGGUCUUUCGGGAUUAACCGAUCCAACUCAAGAGUUAAUCGAGGAGAUGACGCAUCUACUCGAAGCAUAUUGCGACCAGCUGCUAGCAAUUGGGCAGGCGCACACCAUUUUGAAAAGCAAGAAUAGCCACGUUUCGGAAUCGGAAUUGGUGAGCGGGACCAUCAUGGCAAAUUGGUCCGACCAUCAUCGUCGACGGGACGCAGUCACUGCGAUGAACUUGCAGACACAUGAGCUUGUCCGUGCGGUCAGGGCGGAGCUCCAAGCUAAAGACUUGUCAAUGCCGGAGACAGAGACGUACGAUGAGGAAGAGGAUGAAUACGAUGAUUGGACCUUCCGCGAAGAAUUCGAUGAUACCGAACAGCGAAGUAUGGCAGAAACGUUCAAGCGCUCUUGGGCAGCGUGGUGCGUUGCAGAAGAUACGCUUCAGGAAGAGCCGAGGAUGUUUGGAGCUCAGAGCUUUGGCUUAAUCGCUCUGGGCAGGAUGCUCGAGAUUGUAAAGGCGUCUUAUGUGAUGUGAAAGAUUAAAUACCAGAAGCUGGCCUUCAUACCAGUGCACUGAAACGGAAUUGCAUACCAUAGGAACUCAUGUACAUGACCAAAGUCAUUAUGAAUUGAAAAGCGAAGUUUAUGUAUCCACCGAGUCACUUGUGGCAGGGGGAUCCCGCGAAAACGACGCAAUUACGAGCAC